Messenger RNA from Jaculus jaculus (lesser Egyptian jerboa), 4664 nucleotides. It is a transcript of the gene Ncs1, whose product is annotated as neuronal calcium sensor 1. Gene Ontology annotation, molecular function: calcium sensitive guanylate cyclase activator activity; calcium ion binding. The record is from RefSeq and is a predicted model, not a curated record. Bases 73 to 645 code for a protein of 190 amino acids. The transcript is spliced from 8 exons. NCBI's taxonomy places the organism in Eukaryota, Metazoa, Chordata, Mammalia, Rodentia, Dipodidae.
GGCCCAGCAGCUCCGCUGGGCUCCCCGACCGGGUCUGGCCCGGGGCAGGGCGGGGGGCCGCGGCCGCCGAGGAUGGGGAAAUCCAACAGCAAGUUGAAGCCUGAAGUUGUGGAAGAGCUGACCAGGAAAACCUACUUUACUGAGAAGGAAGUGCAGCAGUGGUAUAAGGGCUUCAUCAAGGACUGCCCCAGCGGGCAGCUAGAUGCGGCAGGCUUCCAGAAGAUCUACAAGCAGUUCUUCCCGUUUGGAGACCCCACCAAGUUCGCCACGUUUGUUUUCAACGUCUUUGAUGAAAACAAGGAUGGCAGGAUUGAGUUCUCUGAGUUCAUCCAGGCGCUGUCGGUGACCUCGCGGGGAACACUGGAUGAGAAGCUGAGGUGGGCCUUCAAGCUCUACGACUUGGACAACGAUGGCUACAUCACCAGGAAUGAGAUGCUGGACAUAGUAGACGCCAUUUACCAGAUGGUGGGGAACACUGUGGAGCUCCCUGAGGAGGAGAACACGCCCGAGAAGAGGGUGGACCGGAUCUUUGCCAUGAUGGACAAGAAUGCUGACGGGAAGCUGACGCUGCAGGAGUUCCAGGAAGGCUCCAAGGCGGACCCCUCCAUCGUGCAGGCGCUGUCCCUCUACGAUGGGCUGGUAUAGUCCGGGCUCAGAGCGAGAUGCCUGGGAACCACUCACCUCCUCCCAUGCGUGCCAUGAGGCCACUUCAGCCCGAUGCCAUCCCUGUGCCCACCCUGCCAUCCUCCGCAUCCACACUCGGCGGGCCGCCCUUGAGCCUCAAGGCCCCGGCUCCCCUCCCCUGUGCCCUGCAUCCACCUGCCGCCUGAAGCCACCAACCGCCAACAACUUGUGCUUGUCCAAACACGACAGACCCACAGAGAAACCGCUCCAGCCCUCUGCGAAACCAGGGGCGCGGGCUGCUUCCCCGGGCAGCACUGCUCCCUCCUGCUCCGCGCGUGCGCUUUUUUUUUUUUUUUUAAUUUCAAAUGGACAUUGUAAAUGAAACAAAACAAAACAACUACCUUCUCUUGUAGAAGAUACUGAUGCUUGGGAAGAAGGCCUUGGAGUCUCAGAGAACUCGGCCUCCUCCUGGCCCGGCCUUUAGCAGAGAGGCCACUAGCGUGGCAAGAAUGGGUGGUGAUAAUACUUCAUGAAAUAGCAGUAUUGUGCGUUUUGUGGGGAAAGUGAGGUGUUUUUAUACUCAUAUAUAAUUGAUAUCUUUUAUUUAUUGGUUGUUAACUACUGCUGCCGCCUCGUGUGUCCCAGGCUCCCGGGACGCUGGGCCCCGUUUACAUGUGCACCCUCUCACCCACCUGCCCACCUUGCUUGGGAGGAUGGUGGCCUGCAGUGGCCAAGAAGCCAAAAACAUUCCCUUCCCCCUCUUUCUUUUUUUUUUUUUUUUUAAUUUUUCCCUUCUGAUACUGUGCUCCGAGUUUAGAGAGGGGAAGGUGACAUUCCUCAAUGGCUAAUGUACUGUCCCCCUGUCUAAUGCCACCUUCCCUGUCCCUGACCCCUCUGCUCCCCCCUUGGGGUCCAUAACUUGUUUGUAUCAAGAACAAAUAGGACAUUUUUUUUUUAUUUGCAAUUUGCUGCAGUGACAAAACAGAAGAGCCUUGUCUUAGAUGUGGGAGCUGGGAGAGGGUGUCUGGACAGUAUGCAGUGGGGUUCUCCAUCAGCAGGUUUGCGAAGUCAUGAUCCAGUCUCCCUCUUGUUGCCAGAGAGACUGGAAAUAGCCUGUGAGCCCUGCACUGCUUCCUUGCUUUGAUCUACCUUCAGCAGAGGACGGUGUGGACUCCUUCCCUGUCCCUCUCUUUGCUCAGAUGCUGGGAGGGAAGGGUCAAGAGGAGAGGGCUGGGCCAUCCUGUUAAGGCUGCUCCUGCUCUUUGGGGCUGUGUAGGAAGUCAGCGCUGGUUCCUCAACUGUCACCAGAGCAUCAGGUGACCCUAGACAGAAGGUCCGGAUCCCAGGCCCUGGCCUUUGCUGUGAGUUGGAUGGACACCCCUUAACUUCCGGGCCUCAGUUGCCUGUGUAUGUCAGCAGAGCCAGGAGGCCUGAUGGUUGAUUUUUUGAAGGCAUUUUUUCCAUGCUGAUGUGGGAUUCUGAGCCUGGAGCUCAGUCUCCUGUGUUUGUGACUCUGGUCUGUAUCUCGAUUUGCCAGGCCCUGGUAGGCCUGGGAUUGCCUGAGUGACAGCACAGCCCCAAUUGGCCUCUCUUCGCACAUGCAGCAGCCUGGGUGGCUGGUUCGCGCUGUCUGCCCCAGAGGCUGACUAUAUAAUGAUACCCACUGCACCUGGCUGUAGCGGUUCCCGAACUCUCUGGAUCCCUUUGGACCCGGAACUUAUCCUUAGCAGAGGAGGGUGAGAAGUGGCCUCCCAGCUGUGGAGAACCAGGCCCGGGCACCAGUUUUUGCUUCUGCUGUGUAAAGUACACGGCUGCUCUGCCCACCCCCAAGGGGGGGGAUUGCCCCUGGUCCUGUUCUGCUCUGAGCCUCCCAUAUUUUCCAUCUCAUUUUCUGGGAGAUUGGAGUUUCCCCUGAUAAAUGAUUCUAGCCCUUAGCUGGAAGAUGGAUGUUCUCUGUCAAGGGACAGCUUUGAUCUGCCUGUCCAUUUCUGUUGGUGGGACCACAGAUGUCCCCUCCUGCACGGGCAGAGCCUUUGGUUGUGCCAGGUCUGCCAUCAACCCUCUGGAUCCCAUAGGGACAGAGAACAGUGUCUCCCUCUUCACUGGCAACUUCCUUCGGGCACCCUGUGGGUGGGAGGUCUGAGCCUCGCCUCUGAUGGCUGCAGUGUUUGGGCCUGGCUCUGGCUCCUCCAGUGUAGGGGCACACUUGGUGACUUGGGGUUGAAAGGAUGACAGUGGGCCUUUCUCUGGCCUCUGUGGGUGUCUUCAUUUGCCCUCUCUGGUUGAGGGGGUUGACGUUUUAGCAGUCUGUUGUAGAGCCAUGAGAGGCCGAGUUAAGCACUGGUACCCUUGACCUAGGCAUCCACUGAGUGUCUGUGCCAGGCCUUCCAGCAUCUUGGCCUUUUAGUUUUCAGCCUCAAGUGUCUUUUUUUUUUUCCCUCCAUUUUUUGCUGCUUACAUCCUUGGGGACUACAGCCCUGUGUGCUCUAGGCCCAAAACGUUGGCACUGAGAAAGCCCAGGGCUACCUUCUUCCUGGCGGGGUGCUGGACACUGGCUGUUUUCAUUCAAGGUGGUCAUACUGACUGAUUUCUGUCCCUUCUUCUCACCAGCCUUUAGCUGCGGCACACAGCCCAGGACCUGAAGCCAGGCCCCUUUUGAGCAGCUCCAGGGCUUCUCCACAAGCCUGUUUGCACCGAGGUCCCACCUCAUCUGAGGCUGGUCUCUUUUUUGGGGGGGAGGGUGUCCAGCAUGAGGCCAGGCUCUGAACCCCUCUGCAGACCCUCCUUUCUAGAGCCAGGGCCUAGCACCAGUCUUGGGUGGCCUGCUGUGGCCCAGCCUCCUCUUCCCAGUGUCUGCUUCCCACUCUGUGUUGAUGGUGACUUAAGAAAGCGUCACGACUUUAGAAUAUUUAACCAGGCCACGUUUAAAAUAACAUCAAGGCAAAUGUACGUGUCAUCUCUAUUGACACAUUUUCCCCUGAAUGCUUUGCAGUUUGAGGGCUGAUUUCUUAGGAGCACCUGGGCUGUUGGGAACAUUGUUUCUUCUGGGGGCAAUGGGGGAUUCCUGGCAUCUCUCUAGAGCAAACCCUCACUGCCCACCAAGCCGAAAGCCACUGUGUUCCUUUCCUAGUGUAGUCAGCGUUUAAGGAAUCCAAGGAUGUAUAGGGGCGCCCCCUGGUGGUGAUGGAGCCACAGCAGCACCUGGGUGCUCCACUUAGCUUGGGGGAAUUGGAGGCUGGAGGACGGAGGCCAGGAGGGGGCUGGAUUCCAGAGGCCCUGGCCCCCCCCCCCCCAGCCCCACGUUAUUGGCAGCUUGUCUCCCACUUGCCUCUUUGCUAGGUCCUCCCAGGACUAGCAAGGCAGUUAGCAGAAGGGCACAAUGGGGAACGUUGCCCUUCCUCUUUUUCUUUCUUUUUUUUAAGUACUUGCGGAAUAAACCCAAUGGUUAAUUUUUGAAUGAAUAAAAGGCUUUUGUUGAAUAAACAGUUGGUCCCAUCUUCUGUCUUGAAAUCUUGGCUUUAGAGUCAGGCUCUGUCUGCUUUCCAGGGCAGGGGCACACCCAGCACCCCUCCCCUCCUCCCCCAGAUUCCUCUGGGAUUACUUCUGCUUGCUGCUGGUCUCAGAUGGAAGGCCAGCCACUAUGCAGGGCCAUCCUGAGGGCUGAGUGCGACCUUCAGAGCUAGAGUUCCUUGCAGAGGUGACAGGCCAGCGCCCGAGAGAGUAGCAGUUUGAAUCAUCAGUGCCCUCAUCCGGGUCCUGCGGUUUGGGAGAGAGCUUUGGGUAACUUGCAAAGAAGCAAUCUGAGGAAGGACUGUGUCUGGGUUGUGAUUGCUUGUGUCUGUUCCUGCUUGCCUUCCUAGCACCCCUGGAGAAUCUUUUUGGGGUGCUGUCCUGUCUUAUGUCUGGGGGAGGGGAAGCCCUUGCCUGGUUGGUGGUGGGGGGCCAAGGUUGCCCGGGCUUUGUUGCACGCCCAAAGCCUCUCAGGCUCCCUCUGUCUGUCGUCUGCGUCUUUCCCAAUUAAACACGCUUCCUGGACUGUC